CUUAGAUGAGGCCACAGAGACUGUUGUCGACUGUAUGAGCCGGUACUCCAUUUACUUCUUCUUCAUCGGUUUGGCAGUCUUGGGCGCUGCAUUUAUACAGACGAUGUGCUGGGAGCUGGCCUGUGAGCGUCAAGUACAUCGCCUCAGGGAGAAGUUCUUCUCUCAGAUUCUUCGACAGAACAUCGCCUGGCACGAGCUCAAUGAGGAAGGAAGUCUCACCACCAAACUUUCCGAUGAUCUGGAGAGAAUACGAGAGGGGAUUGGCAGCAAGCUCGGCAUGGUGACGCAGUACCUGACCACAUUUGUGGUGGGAAUGGUGGUAGGACUGAUCGUCAAUUGGCAGCUGACCCUGUGUCUGCUUCCGUUCUCCCCAAUUCUAAUCGGCUCCACAGCUUUCAUGGCGAAGUUAGCCACAUGGUCUGCGGCCAGAGAGCAGCUCAAGCACGGAGUUGCAGGCAGCAUAGCCAAGGAGGUCCUCAACUCUGUUAGGACAAUAGCAGCUUUUAAUGGAGAACCUCAUGCAAUUUCCAGAUACGAGGCGGCCCUUGAAGAGAGUAGAAAGGUGGCGAUGGCCACCUACUAUAAGAUUGCCAUGUGCCUUACUAUCGUCAACUUCUGUAAAUACGCCCAGUAUGGUGUAGCGCUCUUCGUCAGCUCUCUGUUCAUACGAGCAGGCUACUGCACACCCGGCAGCGUGUUCAUGGUGUUUCUAAGUGUACUGUCGGGGGCGUUCACGCUGGGGGAUGCGUUCCCAUAUUACACAGCGGUGGGUACGGCACUGGGCGCUGCCUCUACGAUAUUCAGCGUCAUAGAACGAGCCCCUGAGAUCGACUCGGCUAGCAGACACGGACUCAAGCCUCACAACGUGGAGGGGAGAAUUGUGUUCCAUGACGUCAGCUUCAGUUACCCCUCACGAGCCAACAAGCCGAUACUGAAGCACUUCAAUCUAGAGAUACCCCCGGGGAAGACUGUGGCACUGGUAGGUUCCAGUGGAACAGGCAAGAGCACCGUGAUCGACCUGUUCUUGCGACUGUACGACUGCACUGGGGGAGUGAUAAAGCUUGACGGCAACCCCAUCAAGAACCUGAACCUGUCUUGGCUGCGUACUCAGAUCGGAGUGGUUCUCCAGGAGCCUAUUCUCUUCAGCGUUUCAAUCGCAGAAAACAUCCGCUACGGGCGGGAGAACGUAUCGCAGCAGGACAUCGAGCGUGCCGCUACCAUGGCUAGUGCCAGCGGCUUUAUCACUAAACUUCCUGAGAAGUACGACACUCUAGUGGGGGACCGUGGUGCACAGCUCUCGGUCGGUCAAAAGCAGCGGAUAGCCAUUGCUCGCGCCCUUGUGCGCAACCCCAAGAUCUUGCUGCUGGACGAGGCCACCUCCGCGCUCGACUCGCAGACAGAGAGCGUCGUCCAAGAGGCUUUGGAGAAGGCGAUGGAAGGAAGAACCACAAUCGUCAUCGCCCACAGGCUGUCCACCAUCAAGAACGCUGACGUCAUUUACGUCAUGAAGGACGGUACAGUUCUCGAGAGCGGAAGCCAUGCAGAUCUGAUGACUCAGCAGGCUUGCUACUUCAAGAUGGUCAAGGCCCAGGUGUCGCCCACCAAGGAGGAUCUCAAUGCUGAAGACAGUUUGCUAACUGCCCAGCAAGGAAGUUCAGGUUACACGCCUAGAGACAGGGGAGGAGCUGCAGCCGGACCAGUUAUACCAACAGCUCCAGUCAUAGAGGAGCCCAAUAAGGAACGAGAUGUGGGAGUUUUUACUUUGGUACAACUCAACCGGCCCGAGUGGGGUUGGCUGUUCUUCGGCUUGUUAGCCUGUGUUGUCAACGGAGCAGUGACUCCCAUCUACGCCUUCUUUUACGGUGAAGUGUUUGCUGUUUUCUCACUGCAAGGGGAUGAGUUGGUACAUACAGCUCUACUGUGGUCUGCAAUGUUUGGAUUGUUGGCCAUAGUUUCCGCCGUCAGUACUUCAUCACAGACAAUUAACAUGGAGAUGGCUGCAGAGAAGUUGGUGAUGCGGAUUCGCAUGUUGGCCUUCACCAACAUUCUGACACAGCCGAUGGCUUGGUUCGACUUCAGCAAGAACUCCACCGGCAACCUCCUCACACGUCUGGACCGCGAUGCUCCUCUCAUCAAAGGGGCAGCAGGCCAGAGGGCGGGUCAUGUCAUCGGUUCGUUUGUGAUGAUCAGCCUAGGCACCCUGAUAGCCUUCCUGUUCGGCUGGCAGCUGGCGAUGCUGCUGGUGUUUACCAUGCCGAUACUGAUAGCCUGCUCCUACCAAGAGGUGGUAGUACUGCGGAGCUCUCAGCUCAGAGACACCAAACUGAUGGACAAAGCUGGCAAGUUGGCAUCGGAGUGUGUACAGCAUAUUCGGACAGUCCAGAUUCUGGGCUGUGAAGGAAGAUUUGUUAAGCUUUACAUGAAAUAUCUCGCAUUGCCAUUCCAGGAGGGGAAGAAACAGGCUGUGGUAUUUGGUAUUAUAUUCGCUCUCUCCCAAGCCACCAUACACUGGAUGUUUGCUUGUGCGUUCCGCCUGGGAGCCCAUCUUAUCAGCGAGGGAGAGACCACUGCUAUCGGAGUCUGCAGGGUGUUCUUCGCCCUAACGUUAUGUGCCGCAAUGGUUGGCACAGCCUGUGCUUACGUCCAGGACUUCACCCGGGCUAAGCUUGCAGCCUCCAGGAUGUUCCAGCUCAUUGACAGGAAGUCUGAGAUCGACAGCGGUUCUGAAGAGGGAGAGAAGCCAGAAAUAAAAGGACACGUAGUGUUUGAGCGGGUGAGGUUCAGCUACCCCGCCAGACCCGAGACGAUCAUACUGAAGAAUCUGACAUUCUCUGUGAAGCCAGGAGAAACCCUUGCACUAGUCGGAGAGUCAGGCUGCGGCAAGAGCACAGUGGUCGCCCUCAUGGAACGUUUCUACGAUCCCUUCAGUGGAACGAUUAUGAUUGAUGACAUGGAUAUCAAAAAGAUCCACAUCCCACAUUUGCGCGCAUGCCUGGGCUUGGUCACGCAGGAGCCGGCACUAUUCAACUGUAGCAUCAAGGAGAACAUAGCGUUUGGCUUGGAAACAACCAACCUCACCAACGAGACUCUCAUGACGAAGGUCAUCACGGCAGCUACCAUCGCCAAGUGUCAUGACUUCAUCAGUAAACUUCCCAAGGACUACGACACAACUGUGGGUGAAGGGGGACAGCAGCUGUCAGGAGGAGAGAAGCAGAGGAUUGCAAUCGCUCGAGCUAUUAUUCGAGAUCCUAAAAUACUCCUGUUGGACGAACCCACGUCUGCCCUGGACUCGGAAAAUGAGAAAAUAGUACAAGAAGCACUGGACCGUGCAUGUGCUGGCCGAACUUGCAUCAUCAUCGCACACCGCCUGACCACCAUCCAGCGUGCCACCACCAUCGUAGUGAUGCAGCAGGGUAAGGUGGUCGACACUGGCACUCACGCCUACCUUAUGCAGCACUGCAAGGUAUACCAGGACUUGGUCGCCAAGCAGGCGGAUCUCUGCUCGUAACCUCCCGCAAUAAUUACAUUACUGGAACAGUCUAGAGUGCGCCCUCCAGGUAAUUGAUUAUCAAUGUGUCUUUUAAAAGAAGUUAUAUUUUUUCUUACACAACAGGAUGAUAAUAGUUUCUCAUUUAAACUAUUACUUUUGUACGUGUAUUUCGUUUCACUGUUGCUAUAGUAAGGAAUGACAAUUAAAUAACAUCCCAAUGCUCCCAACUUGUACGUAAUAACAUAAAAGAGUGCUGAAAAAUUUACAGUUUGGCAAAAAAAGAUUUCUGUGUUCAUAAAAAUAUGAAAUUUAAUUUUCCUUGCAUUGCUGAUAGUGUUUUUUUAAAUAAAAAUGGAAGAUAGUUUCAAGUAAAUAAUACGAGGAAUGGUUCUGUAAUUAUAUUUGUAAAAGUGUUUAAUUGAAACUGCUUGAUGUAAUUUUAUGUAUGAACAACAUUUUUUGGAAAUAACAGCUAAGAAAAUACUGUGGUUUUUUUUAAUUUUAGGAAUGUUAGCCAAGAUUGACCUAUUAAGUUUUUUAGGGAUAAUUAAGGGCAAUUAAGGGAUAACUUAGGGAUUUUUAAGUUGUCAUCUAAAAACAAAACCAUAUUUGUUCAAAUUCUGUUUUGAUAUGUCAUAUUUUUCAUAAAAUUAUUCCACUAUUCUUAGUUUUAGAGCCCCACACUCCCUUGAUCACCUGGACUAGUAGAUUAAGAUACAGAUUUUUUAUUACUUAAUAGAUUUUUGUAUCAAAUAUCUUUAUUCUAUCUCCUGAUACUCCUACAAAUAGAUGUUAUAGGAACGGAAUUAACGCAUUUUAAAGACAAUUAAUAGAUAUUAAUUGUCUACAUGUAGAACCUAACAUUGUAUUAAUAUCUAGUGCAGUUUUUAUCAUGGUUUAAUGGUUUUUUUUUUCAGGAAUUGUUAGUUAAAUGUUAGUUAGUAUUUUCCUUUCCUUUUUCCAAUUUACUAAAUCAAGAGAGACUUGUACAUGGUACUGUAAAUUACAGCACAACUUCAUUUAUCCAGAUUAAUUGAGGCCGGUAGUGAUCUGGUUAAAUAAAAAUCUAGAUAGUCUGGAAAUACACAAAAAAGCAAUAGAUUACAGAUGGAAAGGAAUCUAUUUAUUACAAAAAUAUAAUCGAAGAGGGACAGCUUAUUAUUUCCUUUUAUGGAUAUUAAUUAUAGAUACAAAAAAUAAAAAACCUCAGUCAGUCACUUGUUUACUUUAGUACUUUGUUUACUAAAGUACACUGCUUCCAAGAAGUAUGAUCACACAGAUGUUUCAAGGCCUUCCUUCAUUUUCCUUGACACAAGGUGUCGGACUAACACCAAAAAUAACAAUCAGUCAGUCAUCUAGCUGCGCCUUGCAAAAAGAUUAACUCCGGUAUAUCUUCCGGUUCUUCAUUAUCAGAAUCGUUUUCACUGUCUUCUAUUAACAUUGAACAACAAGCUGCCGAUACAAUUUUUAUGUCUGUCAUCACACAGAUGCUAUUCUCAGUCUCAAACCAAUCAUUUACAUCCUUAAAAUUAACAAUUAUCAACAUCUCAUAGGUCUACUACAACUUGUUAUAAUACUGUAUACAUUAAUCCGAACAUCUCAGAAUUGUUAAUGUAAAAGUUAACACUAGAAAUUCAACAAAAAGUAACUCCAUUCCGUAAAACCGAUCCAGAUAAACGAGGUUGUACUGUAUUAAUACACAACUCGUUUUUCAAAUUAAAAUAUUACUAACACACUUUAAACUAUUAGGUUAAACUUAACUUCAUUCUGGUAAAUUGCACCCAUAGAUUUUUAUUCAAAAUGUCCUGACCUAAGGUUUUAAAUGAUCAAGGUAUGAAGAUGGCAUCAGUUUCCAACUUGAUUGGUGCAUGCAUGGUUUUUAUGAAUACGCAGUGGAACAUUUUUCAAUGUCACUAUAUUUUGAAUAGACCUCAAUUAUUAUACAAUGUUUUCUGUGCAUUUUAUGUAAGUUCAAACUAUCUUUGAGCAAGGCAAAUUAACUGAUUCAUAAUUUUACCUCUUUUGUUUCUACAUACAAUAAAAAUCUUUUAAUACCUAUUUAAAGCCAAUUUGUAGUAUCAAAAGAUCGAAUUAAGAAAAUUUUGAUUAACAAAAAUCAAAAUCUAUUUAGUAACCAGUGCUCCUCUCUAAUUGAAAAUUUUUUAAAAAAUGAUCAGCAUAUUAAAUCAGGCCUAUUCACUGAAAUAUUUUGUCUCUGGCCAUUUCAUUAUUGACAAUGCUUAAUUAUAACAGAACUGUGUAUUGUGAAACACAAUUUUAAAACUAUUUUGUAACAUUUGUAAAGAUUAACUAAUUAAACUCUUCAUUUUCAAACACUGUGACCAAUUUGAACACCUGUUUAAAACUUCCGAAACAAGAUGUUUUGGAAGACCAUGCCUUUUUAAGAUAUAUGUCUAUCUUUACAGUUAAACGUAGUACAGAAUGUGUAUGUCAAACUGAGCAUAAGUUACACAAUAUUGUAUUCACCAAUGUGCUUUCCUUUUAGUCAUUAGCAUUCCUGUAGUUAUAAAAUGUUAAGAGGCAGUUUGAAAUGAAAUUAAUAUGAGUUUUACCCCAAAUGAGCUACAUUUUAAAUGUGCAGCAUUGCUUAAUGCUUUUUUAUUUUUGCUUGUAGAAUUAUGGACAAUGUCUAAUUUUAAAGGUAAUAAGCUUCUAAACGUUUUUCUACAUAUUAUAGUCAUGUAAAAUUUUUUAUACACAUUGGGUGCGUAGAUUUAACAUAAGACAACACUCCAUUAUUCUAUGACCACAAAUAAGAAAAAAACAUGUCAUUGAGAUUUAGCAUUUUUCUUAUGGGGCUAAUUAUCAAGAUAGUUAUCAUUACAGCUGCCUCUUAAGGUACCCUUUGAUAUGGUUGACAGCUAACUUGUGGGGCUAAUUAUCAAGAUAGUUAUCAUUACAGCUGCCUCUUAAGGUACCCUUUGAUAUGGUUGACAGCUAACUUGUGGGGCUAAUUAUCAAGAUAGUUAUCAUUACAGCUGCCUCUUAAGGUACCCUUUGAUAUGGUUGACAACUAACUUGUCAUAGUCCAAUGACUACAAACAAGGUGUUAGAAAAGUUUUAGGAUGGCCAAGUCAUUUUUUAAAGAUUUUACUUGUAAAAAGAUGUCCUGAACAUUAAAAGACACCCAUACUUUUAUCCACUACUGACUCUCUCCGAAGUGUCAGAUUUGCCAAUGGGCAAUCUUAAGAGGAAGCAUAACUCAAGUUAGCAUAUAAUUUUAAAGCUCUUAAGAUUAAUUAAUAUUAAAGAACACUAGGCGAACGCUACUUGACCUAUGAUUUGAUUUAAGAUUGUCCAACAACUUCUCAUGUACUGUUCAUCUAAGGAACUUGCCAGUGUUGCGAGCUAACCUUUAAUUCUAUAAAUUGAACUAUUUAUUAUAUUUAUUGAACUAUUAUACAAAAACUACUAAGCCAGCCUGUGAAUUUUUAACAUUCUUUAUAUUUAAUAAAUAGUGUGCAGUCAUUUAAAGUGUCGUGCCUGGAAUGUUUAAAUUGGUCAAUUUAUGUAUAUAUACAAAUUUCAGAGAUAAAAUUUACAUUUAUUUUCAUACAAUAACGAAAAAGUAAGCCACAAAUAAACCUUUAUAUCUAGUUUAUGGUCGAUUAUUGUGAAAAUAAUCAUAAGGGCAUUUUCAAUGAGGGGAUCUGUUAAAGUCCCAGUGGCAAGUGAUUAAUGCAUAAACAUUAAAUGGAACGAAAAUGUAACAGGUACAAUAAAAUAUGGGAGAUUUAUUAUUGUAUACAUGCUGUUGCCAUAAGCAAUAACUUAUAAUAACUGUUAUAUUAUAAUUAAAUAUGAGUAACUCAUUACUUAAAACAAUGUGUAUUAUGGUAAGUAAAUAUCUAAUUUAUACUGUCUAACCUGUUGUCCCAUUUGCCAUAGAUUAUUACAAUCAGUAUUACUAGACAUUUGUAUUGAGAAUUUCCAGAUUUAACAUGCUUACGCUUAACUUGCACAUACAAAAUUGUGAAGCAUUUAUUCGCUAACUGCACACACAUUACAGCAUGUCCCACAUGUAAUUGCACAGCUUUUUUUUACUAAUUCCGGCAGUGACUUGUGGGACACACUGUAAAUGUUUUGUAAAACAUGCUUAUUGUACAUAUUGUAUGUAUAAGUGUAGAAUUUUGUCAAUAUUUAGCAUUUGUAAAGUGUUGUAUACUCAUGAAAAAUAAAUUUAUAUAAAUGUA
This is a messenger RNA of Homalodisca vitripennis (glassy-winged sharpshooter), 7704 nucleotides long. RefSeq names its product phosphatidylcholine translocator ABCB4-like. The transcript is spliced from 24 exons. Gene Ontology annotation, molecular function: ABC-type transporter activity; ATP hydrolysis activity; ATP binding. Gene Ontology annotation, cellular component: membrane. Lineage: Eukaryota; Metazoa; Arthropoda; Insecta; Hemiptera; Cicadellidae. Bases 35 to 3508 code for a protein of 1157 amino acids. The record is from RefSeq and is a predicted model, not a curated record. Gene Ontology annotation, biological process: transmembrane transport.